AUGCGGAUUCCACCAGACGAGGCACGAACAUUAACGAUGGGAAAGUCUACAUUAUUAGCCGGGGCGGCAGUUCUCGUAUGUUUUGCGCACUCCAACUUUGGAGUCGCUUCAAUCGUCCACCGCAUGAACCUCCCCGGCCCCAAAAUUGCUCCUGUGGACUUCCUUGACAAAUAUGACCAUAAACUGCGGCAGUUCGCAGAGCUUUUUGCUAACAGUUCGACGGGAAGAUUAUUGAGGGAAGUCGUCGAGGACUUGGCAGCUCACCCGGCGAAGAAAUUCGGCGUUCAUAUCGGUUCGGCCGCUGCUGUGCGGCGGCCAGUUUACUACCCUGAGCAUGUUCCAGUUUUCAAAGGUAAUUCGCUCGCUAUCUCCGAAGUGUUAUAA
Messenger RNA from Neospora caninum, 384 nucleotides. RefSeq lists its product as hypothetical. Lineage: Eukaryota; Apicomplexa; Conoidasida; Eucoccidiorida; Sarcocystidae. The transcript has 2 exons. The record is from RefSeq and is a predicted model, not a curated record. The coding region runs from base 1 to 384 and encodes 127 amino acids.